GCCCAGGGGGGGUGGCGGAGGCGGCGUGUGCCCGAUGUCCCCCCCUGCCCGCCGCCGGCCCGGUGGCUCCCUGCCAUUGGCUCGGCGCAGCGGACCGGCACGGCCGCCCGCUAUAACAGCGCUAUGCCCGCCGCGGGCGGCGGCUCACACGGCGCCGGCGAAGCCGCGGCGAUGCUGCCGCUCCUCCUCCUCCUCCUCGUCCUCCCUCGCCGCCUCCUCCUCCCCCGCCAGCCGCCGCCGUGCCGGCUGUAAGCCGCGGGGCCGCGCAUGCCGCGGGGCUCCCGAGAGGGCCCCCAUCGCCCGGGGAGCCCCGGCCCCAUGGAGUGCUACUACAUCGUCAUCAGCUCGGCGCAUCUCAGCAACGGGCACUUUCGCAACAUCAAGGGAGUUUUCCGAGGCCCCCUCAGCAAGAACGGGGACAAAACUCUGGAUUAUGCUGAGAAGAAAAACACUAUAGCAAAAGCCCUGGAAGAUCUGAAAGCCAACUUCUACUGUGCACUCUGUGACAAGCAGUACUAUAAACACCAGGAGUUUGACAAUCACAUUAACUCAUACGAUCACGCUCACAAACAGAGACUCAAGGAACUGAAGCAGAGGGAGUUUGCUCGAAAUGUAGCAUCGAAGUCAAGAAAGGAUGAAAGGAAACAGGAAAAAGCCCUUCAACGCUUGCACAAGUUAGCUGAGCUGAGGAAAGUGACAACGUGUGCUCCUGGAAGUGGACCAAUGUUCAAAUCCACAACAGUGACUGUGCGGGAUAAUUCCGGCGAUAUCCCACAAAGCGCUGCCAUAGAUUCUGCCAGCACACAGGAUUUCAGCUGUACGCUGAUGCACAGUACACCGAAUUGCAAAGACGCUACUUCAGAUAUUUCUUCCACUCCUGAAAAUGCAUGUAGUAAUGCAUCCGGACCUAACAAAUUUGGAGAUCAACUUCACGGAGCUCAAGGACAUAGAGUCGGGUUCUCCUUUGCUUUUCCUAAGAAAGCAGUAGUCAAACUGGAGUCUUCAGCUGCUGUUUUCUAUGAAUAUAAUGAUGAAACGUCUAUGGAGCAUGGACUUAGCAGAAGAAGCAGAUUUAUUCCAGGAGCUUGUAGUCUUCAGUCUCCAUCAGCAACAGAAAUAGUCUUGUGUCCUGAGGAGAAACAAAACUGUUUGCACCCACUGGUGGAAAAAUGCACUGACGCAGCAGAAGAUCCUGAAAAUCAGGAAUCAAAAGAGCUAAUCAGCGAAGAAAACAGAGAGCUAGAGAACCCUGUAUUAAUUCCUGCUGAUUCCAAUUCGAAACAGCUAGUGUCUUCUGACAUGGAGGGCUGCGAUACUGAUGUCAGUACUGCGGAUUUACCAGGUCAAACAAUGUCUUUGGCUGUGGACAAUGCUCAAGUUCUGCCCCUGGACUGCAGCAGUUGUGAGCUGCUGGGAAAUGGAGCUGUUGCUCAGGCUGCUGUGGAGGACUGUUCAUCUCUGCUGCAGGACCCUGCUGAGGAUAAUGGUAAAGACGGGAACAGUGACUUAUUCACGGUUGAAACUGAAAUAAAGAAGCUGGGGACAGAGAUGUUAGUUCCAUCCCAUUCUGAAGAUGACACUAGAGUCCCCCAGAGCAAACUGGACACACGCAAGAGAUCUUGUGAACCGUUUGUUCCUGUUCUUAGCAAACACGGAUCGAACAUUCUUCAGUGGCCAUCAGAAAUGCUAAUCUACACCAGUACAGACCCAUCCAUUUCUUAUAGCUGUAACCCUUUGUAUUUUGAUUUCAGGUCAUCAAAAGCAAGUGAUAGUCAAGAAAAACCUAGACAUCAGGCAAACGUACCUAAUUUGCACCAUACAACCGAAUCCAACCAUAGCUUGGUCUCAGUUUUCACAAACAAGCCCACUUCAGAAUGUGGUGAUCCUGAAGCAGAAAUAAAUAAAAAUGUGUGUGACUAUACAGUACCCCUUGUAAGUGACGUUUCCCUCAUCAGAAGUUCUGAUCUUGCAAAAUAUCAUAAUAAAGUGGCCUUGGGUGAGUCGAUCAGGAUUAAAAAACUAAAAAAGCAUCACAUUUCAAAAAAUCAGCUACGACAAAAUGCUGUGAUAGAUGAGAAGCAUAGCAGAGUUUGGAUCAAAGAAAGUCAUGAAAAAUGGCUUCACAAAAGUAGGAAACGGAGAAAGAGAAGAAAAUUAUGUCAUUGUCAUCACCAUCAUUAUCAUCCUUGUGGGGAAGCAACAAUUGCAGACAUGGAGUUUUCCUCGGCGAUGGAAAAGGAAAUGAGUUACAGAGAUGAAAACAAACAUCAGCACCUCCAAAAUAAUCCAGAGAAGUGCAGAUACGAUGCAGGGAAUAUCUGGACAGCUACGGAUGAGGUUCAGCAGUCUCAUCAAAAAGCUGAUACUGAAAAUGGUCAUAAAAGAGUUACGGCUUCAUCAGAUCACCUCCAUGGGAGCAGAGGUUUAUGUGACAUCUGGCAUACAAAAGGUAUGGACCAACGCAGCGGUUGUAAACUUCUGCAUAGAAAGAGAAAAGCAAGCUCGCGGAGGCAGUUGAGGCAGCUGGCUCGGACUUGCAGGAGGCACAAAUGCUUGUGCUCGAAAACCUGUUGUAGCUGGAAAGUCAGGAGGUUGAGCUGCAGCCCAGAGACUAAAUGUUUAGGGCACUGCAGUGAAGAAAAGAGUCCAGGUCACCAUCAGUCCAUAAAGAGAGGUUACAGCUUCCUGACAGAUGAACUGGAAAGCUCCCACAGGAAGCGGAGACAGAACACCUAUUCCUGUUCAUCGGAUGAAAGUUCGUACGGAGAGGAGUGCUUGGCAGAGGAGUAUUUCAGGCAAGUGAGCACUUCAGGUAUGCAUCACAAGGCAAAAGGAAAACACAGGAGGAGGAAAACUAGAAUCAGUCAUGUAUGUGUUGACAGGAAUGAGAGAAGUGAGGCCUCCAGGCCUUGUAAAGAAAACUCUGCAAGUUCUACGUUAAACAUUUUGGGAGAAUUCUUGACUCAAGACAACACAGAGGAUACUAUAGUGGAUUCCAAAGCUGAUCUUGCAGAAGAGAAAGAUGAAACCAUGCAGCUGGAGGAAAAGAAGGCACCUCUGCCAAUGGGUGGUACGCACGUUCUGGAACAAGACAAGGCAACAGACUGUGCAGCACCAGAGAGCAUGCUAGGCAUGCUUUCAGACGUUGCUGCUGCUGUUCCUGAGCAGGGUGCUCCUGCAGCUGCAAGCACACAAGAUGCUCUGAAGGACGAAAAGAAAAAUGAAAAUUUAAGCAGCCAUGAAAGUCCGUCUUGUUAUAAAGCUCCACCACCAACCAGACAUUUGGAACAAGCUCUCCCAAAAUCUGUCCUUUGUCAUUAUGAGCUGCCUGAGUCUCUGCCACAUGAGAAGAUAAACGAGGUGACCAGUGACUGGGUACAGUGCGGCUCUGGUGUAUUUAACAGCCCACCACCAUUGCCAUUCAAAGAAGCACACCUCAACAGCCACACCUUCUUGGCUACAGAGCAGCUGAUAGCCCCCUUCACCCUUCCCGACCAGACAUUGAUAUUCCCUCCAGAUAACCACGAAAAAUUCAAAGACCUCCCAUCCGAGGCAUACCAGCAGAUCAUGCAACAGAACAUGCUGGCCAACAAGGUGAAGUUUACCCUUCCUCCCCCAGCCAUGCAGCCCCCCAGCUCUCCAUUGCAGCCUCUGCCUUUGCAGCCACCUCUGUGCUCUACCUCGGUCACCACCAUCCACCACACCGUCCUGCAGCAGCACGCUGCCGCCAGCGCGCUCAAGGCUCUCCAGCCCCACCAGCACUUCCUCUCGCAGGUCCCAGCCCUUGCCAGAGCACCUUUACCUCAUCUGCCCGUAGGGCCCAGGCUUUGCCCCGGGGGCCCCGCGGCCUUUGUGGCCCCACCGCACCUGCCGCUGGUGCCGCCUUCGGUGCUGCAGCCGGCCCCGUUGGCCUUCUCGCCGCUGCCGCACGCCGUGUUCCCCUCCCUGCUGUCCCCACACCCGGCCGUUCUGCCGCUGCAGCCCCUCUUCUAGGAUGGGUUCUUGGGGGGGAAGGAGCCUCCAGACGGAUGGACGUGGGGUUCCUGGCACCCCUCGGCUUUGCAAGCGGUCCUGUGAAAUAAACUGGUUGAAAUUCCUCUUUCCUUGGGAAAUAUUUACUGUAAGUAUAGCGAUGCAAACAUCCAUGUAAAGCUCAGACCUAUCCUAUAACUAAAGCACUGAAUAGUCUGAUACCGAUAUGAACUAUAUAUAUAAGUGAAGCUCAUGUCUUAGAAUAUGUAUAAUGUAUAUAAAAUAUAUUUAUAGUUCUAUAACUUCUGUUGUAAAGUAUUCACUUUUUGUUUUUUAUCCUUGUGUAUUUGCACCUAUUUAAUGUUUAGACAAAGCCAAUGCACUAUGUUUUGUACUAUGUUCUCUGAAACUGUAAAUCUAGUGACAAACUAUCUCUUGCAAUAAAUUUUUGUUAACUACUUAAGUAUAUCAAAAAUCUUUCAUUAUAAGCCUCACGGAUGUCGUUGCUCUGUGUUCUUCUGCAUCCUCUACCCCUGCUGUGCUGGGAUAAUCGGGUUUCCUAUCCUCCAGUGAUUUAUCACGGAUGCUCAGAGGCUAAUACCUUGAGGGCAGCUGUCUCACUGAGCAAGAGAGAAAGGGUAACAGAUCCGUUUGUGUUAGCAGUUUGAUGUCACCAUGACAAAUUUUGCCUUCUUGUCGUCUUCUUGCACAGACUGCUGACUGUUGGAGCUAAUCCCUUUUCUGCUAAACCAGAAAAAGACCGUGUAACAAAAAUAACAUCAGUGGUAGAAGAAAAAAGAACGGAUCAGCAGUCGCUUGACUUGCAGGGGAAUGUUUCUUACGAUGAAAACAUACAGCACAGAGAGCCUUAUUUCCAUCAAGCCUUCAGCUGAUCUCCAUUUCUCAUGCCUACUUUUUGCACAUGUGCAAGAAGGUCAGGAGGAACUUCUCACUGGGAAUUUUGAAUCUCACCAGGGGGAUGGUUCAGGUUCUUACCUCGUUUCACUCCCCCAUUAUCUGCAGCAUUGGGGUAUUAAAAAGAUAUAAGUGACACAGAAUAGAAAUAAUGAUCACAUGUUGCCGUUAUUUCUGACUGUAUUUCAGAGAAUUCUUCCUACCUCUGAAGCCUUUUUAUUGCUGAUGAAACUCAACUUCAGCCAGAGAAAUCAUCUCAUUCAUGUUAAUGUGAGGUAUUUCAGGCCCACACCAGUGAAGGCCCAAAAUAAAAGCAAAAGUGAUUGCGGAGCAGAGCCAGCUCUGUGAGUUAAAAUGAAGUCUAGCCACGUGAGUGGAGCUAAGAAUUUACAGCAUGACUUUUAGUGCUAGAAGUAGACCCUCCAUGAUAAAAGGUAUGGAUUAGCUCUCAAAUUACUUCUUUUCACCUUUUAUGUAUUAUAAUAGAAUUAUAUAUGGUUGAAUUGAAAUAGUAAUUUUGGUAGAUUAUUAAUAUGCAUCACAUAUUAUCUAUUCAAAAAGUAUUAUUGUAGCCUAAAAUAUAUGGAUCUGGUUAUUAUUUUCUGCAUCUAUAGCACUAGUGCUUACCUAUAUCAAUACUGAAAGGUUUAGUACAAUAAUGCAUUAAAACUAUAGCAAACAACAUCUUGUCAACUCUGAUCAUAGUGUGGGAUACUCAAGCCAUUAGAAAGGGCUAAACUACAUUAAUAAACAAAAAGCUGAGAAGAAAGAGCAGAUGAUUGGCCCAGUCAUGGAUCGCUUCUCAGAACCUGCCUGAUGCUGCCUCAGAGCAGGAUGUUACUGGGCAUCCAUCUGUAUGAUGUUAUUAAGAGGGUUAAUUUUCUCUAGCUUGUAAUUUCAAAUGAAUGCCCGUUUCUAGUUAUCUGGUACCUAGAAAGUACAUAAGUGACUUUAUCUUGCUGCUGUAUUUAAAGACUAAACCUGUCCAAUCUAUAUGUCUCACUACUUUCUGCAGCAAGCAGGCUGCAGACCACGCUGCUUAAACACUGGAACUCAUACCUGAAGCUUGAAGGUACCUGCUUGCUGCUCAGGUCCCUGCCUUAUAGCUGACCCAUGUUUUUUCUGCAGGAGUCAGCAUGGGUAUUCCCUUGGAUCCUGAUGUCCUGUCAAAGAAAGCAAUCUGAUAAUACACACUGGAUGAACAGUAACAAUAUAGAAUGGUUGUGAUUAUACAUGAUCCCUAUCACUGUAUUUUUAUGUUGCAGAAGUUAAAGAAAAACAAAUUUCAAAUACUCAGUUAAUUGAUUAAGUUUAGGAGUCAGGGAUUAAAAAAAACACACACGUUCAAACAGCAUCUUACAUUUUCCCUGCAAUCUACAUUAAAUUUAUUCCAUUUAAAGUUGUUAAUAGGUUUAUAACAUUGUAUAAUUAUUUAUUUACUGUAGUUGUUUUCAGUAGUGUAUAAACUUAGAAUAAAAGAACAUCGAAUGUAAUAAUUUGCUAACAUGGUAUUACCUUCAGUUCCAGAGCUGUUAGUAUAUGUGACAUAAAUCUAAGAGCAAAAGACUACACGAAUAAUUCACAGGUUAAAUUUAAAAUUGAAGGCAGUAAUUUAAGUGAUGAAGAAAUAAAAUAUUAUUUUCAGUUUAAUUUGUUGUUAAGUAUACAACUUACAGUGAGUUACGUAACUGUAGCUCCAUUUCAGCAUUUAUCUGGUAUUUUAGAUUAAAUGUGUAUUUUUAUUCUACAACACAGCAGUCUGCUUUGAAAUUAAACAUCAUUUCAAAGGAUAAAUAAUUGAAUUUUUAUCAUUCUAAAUAAGCUCCACCAGACUGUCUUACUUAAUGUACUUUUGAAUUUUCAAGUUUACUCAGAAAUUCUUUUUUUUUUUUGUCUGUGUUCCUGUUCAGUUUGCCAGUUCAUACAGUUACAGCAUUACCUUCCUCAUGUAAACAGGGAAAGUGAUACUAUCCCCUUUAAUCCACCCAAAUCACAGGAAUGAAAUCUUCAGACUGCAGCGAUGACCCUAAAUUAGGUGAUAGGUUUUGUUAAGCGAUCCCACAGAACAGUUCUGCAGAGAAAUGAUUGAGAAGUUAAUCUGUUCCGCUGAGAUGAGAAGUGUAUCUUUGUCCUUGGGAAGCUGCAGUUGGUCCAGGCAGUGACCUUCUUGGAGCCGUACCAUUUCUCAGGUAACAUGAGCCAUAGAGUAAUGUCCUUAUAGGAUCUUUCAGGCAUUAAGAAUCAUCAUCGUAGCGUUAUCAGCAGUUUGGUGUUAUCAGUCACUUUUGUCUCGUCUGUAAGUACAUAGAAUGCCAAUACCUAGGAAGGUCAGAAGAAUCAAAUUAUUCAUUUGGUUUCUUUCACAAACUAGAAAAUAUGCAAGUUUUUGGGGAAGAAAAACCUUGAGAUUCUACAGGAGUGAGCAAUGUGCGUAGAAACUGCUGAUGACAAAGAGUAAAAGAAAUACCUUUGACAGAAUAUUACGGAAUAAUAUUCUAUACGGUUUGCUGUUAUCAUUUGCUGUAUCCAAACACCAAUCAAUUUAUUAUGAAGCAGUUUGUUGCCUUUACUUGCAGCGUUAACUUUUUACUGGUUCAUAAACUUUUUGCACUCAAGGAAAUUAAUUUAGAUGAGAUCUUCAGACUAUGCUUUAAAAGGCUGUUGGAACAUCCAUUUCUCUUUAAUACAUACCAUGUGUAAUAGUACGUUUUUUUCUGAAUACAUCUUUCACUUUAUAAUACCAUUAAGUUGAUAUGCUGCAUCUAGAAUCCAGUUUGUAAGUGUAUUUGGUCAGAUUCUGAAUUGGUGCAAGCCAACUCCUGACUUCAAUGGCAUUUUAUUGCUUUGUGCUGGCUGAGCAUUGCAAAUGCUUCAGCGUUAAAGAUUUUGUUAACUUUCUCAGAAGAAGGCAAUACAUUACGACCACACGAAUGUAGUUCUAAGACAGUUAUUUGUCUGUAUUUAAGGUGGCAAAUUUUAAUCUACUGAGUGUUUCAACAUGGUGCUGUCUACCUAUUCUGAACCCCAUACAUUAAUUUCCUGAUUUAUGACUGUCCAUUGCCUAAAGACGUGUAUGUACCCAGCAGUGUACAUAUGUAUGCAAUAUGCUCACCUACUGUUAAAUUAUAAACUGUUAACUCUUUUUCUUCAAAGAAUGUUUUUGCUGUGUAGAGAUCAUAAGAUCAUGUGAUAUUUUUAAAUUCAGAUGAGUUAUUAAUGUGUACGUGGUUUUGUAGAUCACUUUCUUUUAGUGUUUACAUUAGCUUUGACCUUGUAUCUUAUUUUAGUUCUAUCCUUCCUUUUCAUCCUGGUUUCUGGAACUCUAUAAAGUGUUCUCCUUUUCUGUUUGUCUCCGACUAAGAUUCUCAGUAUUUCUUGAAACAUGUAUGUUUAUGAAUAAGAACCAGAUUUUUUUUUUAACUUUCUAUUUUUUACUAUUUUAUUUUUUGGGGAAAAAAGAAUAGAAUACCAAUUGUAAGAAUAAUAAGACUUUGUGGUUUUGUUUCAAAGUUCUUUCUUAUUUCAUGCAUUUUAUAUAAGGCUGGAAGAAUCUCUACCGAGUCCAAAUUUUGACCUGUUGGUGAAACUCUGAAACCAAGGAAUUCUAAGGAAGCUUCACCAUUAAUGUUACUCAGGAUUUAUUUUGAUCUGGGACAUUAGGGCUCUUUAUUUAUCGAAAUGCCCUUACCCUCCUUUCAACUGAAUGAUAAUUUCAUGAGGUAUUUUGAAAAGCACAACUCAGUAAAGAAGGCUUAAUUCAUUCUAAGUCAUUCUUUUACCUCCUUUGCUGUAAGGGUAUUUGUGUAAUCAAUGGCCAUAAAGUUAACUUUAAAGUUUAUUUUGUAUGUCAUCUGUGCUUGGAAACAUGUACAUGCACCUUCUAUUCUGAUACCAAAGAAGAAAAUGCAGUUAAUAAAAAACCUGGGUUUUUUACCUGUACAGGCUUGUUUAGAAGGUUUUAGUAAGCAGGACUCUGUUCAUACCACACUGAGGUAAAUUAAUGUGUCAGUGGUCUUUAUUUUUGCUGGGAUAAGAUCAAAAUGUGCAAAUCCCUGUAGUGAAAAAAAGCGUAAUUAAGUAAGCUUCAAAUGUGAAUCUCCGAUGAGUAUAAUAUUAAUGUAUGUUAAUUAAAAAAGGUUACUGUAAAAUAA
Messenger RNA from Coturnix japonica (Japanese quail), 9038 nucleotides. RefSeq names its product zinc finger protein 804A (gene ZNF804A). The record is from RefSeq and is a predicted model, not a curated record. Gene Ontology annotation, cellular component: nucleus. NCBI's taxonomy places the organism in Eukaryota, Metazoa, Chordata, Aves, Galliformes, Phasianidae.